AUGGCGCUGCACCUCCCAGCCCACACGCUCAGCGACGCUCCACCCUCGCCCAUCACGGGCGUGCACCUCAACGCCGACCGGUCCGUCUUCGCGACCUCGACCACCGAGGGCUGGGUCGUGUACCGCACUCAGCCCCUCGAGGUCCUCACUCGCCGAGACCUCCCCGACGCCUCGCUCCGCAUCGUCCUCCCCCUCGAGCGCUCCAACCUCGUCUUCCUCGUCGGCGGACCCCCGUCACCGCUGUACCCGCCCAACAAGGUCGUCCUGUGGGACGCGCGCGCCCAGGGCGCCGUCGCCGAGCUCGAGUUUCGCGAGGACGUGCGCGGCGUGAGGGCGAGGCGCGACAGGCUCGUCGUCGUGUUGCGCAGGAGGGUCGUCCUGUUUGUGCUCGGCGAGGGCGACGCGGGCAUUUGGCGCGAGGGCGCGUACGAGACGUGCGACAACCCGCGAGGCCUCGCCGCACUCGCGACCGCCCCACACUCGACCCUCCUCGCCUUCCCCGGCCGCCAACCCGGCCAAGUCCAGCUCGUGCGCCUCCCUCCCCUCUCGCCGCCCGGCGGCGACCCGCCUCUCCCCCCGCCACCCUCACACGACCCGACCGCCGCUCCACACCCGGCCACGUCGGUCCUCCUCGCGCACGAGAGCCCGCUCGCGGCACUCGCGACGUGCGACGACGGGCGCGUACUCGCGACGGGCUCGAGCCGCGGCACGCUCGUGCGCAUCUGGGACGCUGCGCCGCCUGCGCGCACUCGAGCGGGAGCUGGAGGUGCUGGUGGUGGUGGAGCAGGUGCGCCAGGAGGGACGCUCGCGCGCGAGCUGCGGCGCGGGACGGACGGCGCAGAGAUCUUUGACGUGGCGCUCAGCCGCGAGGGGGACCGCACCCCUCGCUCGCACCAGCUCUCGCUCCUCAAGCCGUACCUGCCCAAAUACUUUUCGUCCGAGUGGUCCCACGCCCAGUUCCGCCUCCCGCCUCCCCCAGGCGGGCCCACCGCCUCGCGCCUCCCGUUCAGCCUCUCGAACCCGGGCCCGUACCCGCACACGCCGUUCUCGGGCGGCGGCACGAGCGGCGGCUGUGGCGGUGGCGCGGGAGGUGGAGGAGGAGGGGAGGGAGGCAAGGGGCCGAGGGCGGCGUCGGUUGAGGACGAUGUGUGCGUGUGUGCGUGGAUCGAGGUCGACGCGCUCGACGAGGCGCCGGCGGCAGCGGCGGCGCCAGUCGUCGAGCCUCGUCCUCGACCUCGAGCGCAGGGCCGGUCCUCGUCCAGCGCGCAGCAGCAGCAGCAGCAGCAGCAUGGGCGUUCGGGCGCCGCCGCAUCGUCUACGACGUCGACGGCCCCGCCACCGAGGCGCAAGGAGACGCAGCUCGUCGCCCUGACGCGCUCGGGCGGGUGGUACCGCCUCGCGUUCGACCCUCUUCCCGCUCCCUCCUCUGCCUCCUCGACCUCCUCACACGCACCCUCAUCCUCCUCAUCCUCGUCAUCAACCAAGGGCAAGGCGCCCUCGCGCCCGAGCUCGGGCACGUCGACGCCGCGCGCCGAGCGCGACCCGGGCGUCAAAGGGCUCGCGCGCGACUCGACCGGUGGCGGGUGCAGGCUCGUCGAGUACCGCAGGUUGGGCGGCGUCGAGGGGUGGUGAGAGGAGAGCGGUGCAGGGGGUCGGUCGAGCGGAUUGGGCGGGCGGGCGAGAAGGAUUGGGCCGAGCGGGUGGAGAAGGUGGGAGCGAGCGGGCGGGAGGGAGUGCCGCACCCUGCGCUCGACUCGACCAUGUCACACUAUCCAGUACCUUUACUUCCCUCGCCGGCUCGCGGUUAUACCUCCCCCCUCGUUCGCCCUCGUCCUCGACUUGUUGUCCAUCCUCCCCCGCACCUGUCUCUCUCUCAACCUCGCGCCGUCCGUAUUGCGUAGCUCUCCUCGC
Rhodotorula graminis WP1 is the source of this 1911-nucleotide messenger RNA. RefSeq lists its product as uncharacterized. Bases 1 to 1632 code for a protein of 543 amino acids. The transcript is spliced from 4 exons. The record is from RefSeq and is a predicted model, not a curated record. NCBI's taxonomy places the organism in Eukaryota, Fungi, Basidiomycota, Microbotryomycetes, Sporidiobolales, Sporidiobolaceae. Gene Ontology annotation, biological process: protein localization to phagophore assembly site; autophagy of mitochondrion; protein lipidation. Gene Ontology annotation, molecular function: phosphatidylinositol-3,5-bisphosphate binding; protein binding; phosphatidylinositol-3-phosphate binding. Gene Ontology annotation, cellular component: extrinsic component of membrane; cytosol; phagophore assembly site membrane.